GCCGGUCCCACGUCGUUCGAUUCUUGAUAUUGUCGUUCGAUUCUUGAUAUUAUUCGCGAGGAAAAAACUUGCUCGGAUGAACAAACCGACAGGAUGCAGCAUCGAAUCCAUUGGCUGUCCUGAACAAAACCCACUUCUCUCCUUCCUUUUCUUUCCUCGUUUGUUUCCCUUUUGCUAGAUUUGGUUCUCUCUCUCUCUCUCUCUCUCCCCUGUACAAGAAGCUUCGAGCGACAUGGGUUCAUCACCCUUGAGCUAAAGGGUAGCGACUGCUGCCAUCCCGUGGUGGAUGCAUAGCCCACCUGCAUGAUUUUCCGUGAAUGUCUGAAAGGCUCAGAGAGUGAUGGCAGCAGCUGAAGCCAGAGCUGUAUGGCAGAGAACAAUAAACCGUUAUUUUGUACAGGAGGAUGCAAAAAGAGCCCCCAAAUUAGCUUGCUGCCAAUCAUCAUCAUUGACAUCUAAACAGGUAGAUGCUGGACCAACCACCACAGCCCAUGAGGGUGACCAUCCAGAUAUAGGCUUCCUGCCUGCCAAUGGGAAGCCUUUGUUUUCUGAUCUUCACGAUGACACAAGAUGGUGGCUUCAUCUCCAGCCAAUCCAUGGGUUCCAAAAGGUUUUAAUGAGUGAAAAAAUAGAUCUCCUUGAUGUUGAGAUGGAAAGUUUGAAAACAGGCUUGGGAAAUUUAUAUUCUGAGUCACAUAAGAUGGUCUUGCAGGAUGAAGAAGACGGAAAGAAUUUUGAUGGUAGAGAGCAAGAGUUGGAAGCCAAAGAUAGUGAGGGGGCCAAAGAUAUCAAGGAUAUCGGUAUGGGAGGCAGCUAUGCCUGCAUGCAAAUAGAUGAUUUUGGCUCAUCAGUGUCCAAGCAACUUACUGAACUUGGUUUUGAGCCGGAUUCUCCAUGGAUUAGUAAUGCAAAGAUUGACCCAUGGUGGCGUGCGAUGGAUAAGACUGAAGUUGCCUCCUUGGUUGCUACGAAGUCGCUUGACUGUAUUGAGAAUUGUGAUCUUCCCCCGCCUCAGAAACUUCAUGUUAAGCGACACGCCUGCUCAAAAAUCCGAUGCUUCGAUCAAGAUAAUCCUUCUCACUUGAAACCGCAGUCAAGGGUUCUUUCAAGACCACCUGUUUGGUCACAUGAUUCUGAACCUGAUGAAACGGUUGGAACAUGUGUGGCUUCAUUGGGAGAAUAUAUGCCUGGCGAGUUGCGCAGCAGAAAUACUUACAUUGGUGGCCCCGAGGAUAUUAAGGAAGCAUAUGAAGUUCCUGAUGGUGAUCCUUGCAAGUCUCAGCUUUUGGAAGCACUCCGGCAUUCUCAAACACGAGCCAGAGAAGCAGAGAAGGCAGCAAAGCGAGCUCAUGAAGAGAAGGAGCACAUCAUCGAGCUCCUCUUCAGACAAGCUUCUCAAUUCUUUGCCUACAAGCACUGGUUUCAUCAAUGGCAACUAAAUGCGUUAUACUUGCAAGCUGAGAACACUGAUCAGCCAGUUGCCACACCUGUCCCUGCCAUCCAUCCUUGGAUGCCUGGUAAAGGUAUAAUAGCGCGGACGAAACCGCUUAAGAAUGCCAAUACUAGACAGGGAGAACGAGGACCGCUGUGGCUAGACAUUACUAAGUAUGCGUUCGCCAUGGCCUUAGGUUUGAGCCUUGUGGGUGCUGGUUUGCUCGUGGGAUGGACCAUUGGCUGGUUAUUGCCUCCUUUUUAGACAAUGUACGUAGUUGCGCAAAGCCAAGCCUUCACUGCUGCUUUCUGAAGGAGCGUUGCAUACAUGAGCACGAUCGGUUGCCAUGGAAUAAUUUUGCCAAUGUGUGUAAAUUUUUCAGGUCAUUAGUAGUUUCUCAAAUCAAUGUAGUUUUCCCCGUGCGCAAUUGUGUUGUAGCUGUAUAUAUAGGCCUGUACUCAUAUGACCAGCUCCUAGAUUUAUUAUUGAAUA
This is a messenger RNA of Syzygium oleosum, 1924 nucleotides long. RefSeq lists its product as uncharacterized. NCBI's taxonomy places the organism in Eukaryota, Viridiplantae, Streptophyta, Magnoliopsida, Myrtales, Myrtaceae. The coding region runs from base 341 to 1696 and encodes 451 amino acids. The record is from RefSeq and is a predicted model, not a curated record. The transcript is spliced from 3 exons.